This is a messenger RNA of Pocillopora meandrina, 3288 nucleotides long. The record is from the annotation of a GenBank genome assembly. Lineage: Eukaryota; Metazoa; Cnidaria; Anthozoa; Scleractinia; Pocilloporidae.
UUUAUAGGUAUUCCUCUCGGUAUUGUAUCAACUCUUGGUCUAAGGGAAUUGCUAAUAAGAACAGGUAGGUCUAUGAACACACCAUUUAAAAACUAUUCACCAAAAUAGAGGUGGCUAUUGGUGGAUAUGUACAUGUAGUAAGCCGCAAAGUGGUGAGCCAAACACCAAUUUCUAGCCACCCACACUGAGGUAAUAGUUGUUUUAAAUUAUAUUUUCAAAAACAGUGAGAUAACAUUAUGAUUUUAACUCAGUUGUUCCUGGAAUGAUUACAAUCUCUCAGGCAGAAAUCCUGAGUGAUUUGUUCAGAGGUGAAUACCAAAGGAUAUUCAGAGUCGAUUAGACAACAAGAGCACACUUUCACUGCUAUCCUACUGUUCUAAUAAAUACUAAUUGGUUUUAUUAGAGAGUACCUUUUUUUCUCUCUGUCAUGUGAAAGAGCACUUACCAUUAACCAAGUGCACCUGGUUGGAAAUUUAGCCAAAGGUGAUUAUUUAAUUCCUGUGAUUAGCAAUAGAGGAAUUUUCUUGUGUUUACAAAGCCUCAUCUAAUCACCUAGGUGAUAUAGAAAAUCCUUAAAUGUUAAGCAAAUUGUCAACUGUCUGCUUUGUUCCUUCCAAAGGUUAUGUAACCAAGCUGAAAAAUUUCAAAGGGUUGGUGUACACUGGUAAGAUACAAUGUAAAGCAUUAGAAAAGCUUCAUUUACAAUAGGAUUAUUUUUAAACAGUUUUCAGCUUCCAUAAUUGCUAAAUUUGAGUAUUGCAAGUACAUGUAGAUGUAUGUCAAAAUGUGAUCUGAUGAGGAAUGACUGAAACAAUGAUUUUUUCCUUCUUAAAAGGAGUGUUUGCUACAACUUUUUAUGCUGGUGUGCAGUCUUAUGGUAAAACAUGCAUUGCAAAGAUAUUGGCAUUACCAGAUAAUUCCAAGCUGAAAGAGGCGGUAAUCAAGAACCUGCCAAAAAGGUAUCAGUAAUUAAACAUUGCAUACUUUUGGUUUUCACCCCCUGAAGGCUCAUUAGAUGGUUUACUUACAGGUGCAAGAUAUUUACAUGGCAUGGUUCUAUGUGAGAUUAUUAUCAUUAUUAAUUGUUAUUAUUAACUAUUAUUAUUAAUAUUAUUGUUAAGAAUUAUUAUUACUAUUAUAACAAUUGUUAUUAUUAUUGUUAUUAUUGAUAUUAUCAUUAUUGCCAUUGAUAUCUUUUCCUUAAAAUUAUAACGAUGAUAAAGAUGUGUAUAUCAUGUUUUUCCAUUGUUCCUUCUGACAUGAUUGAUUUAGGUGUUUCUUUCACUGGUAUUUGUAUAUUAAUGUUUCUGUUAGUGACGGUCAAUUUUAACUUUAAUUUGCUUUUCCAAGUGCUGGGCAGACUAACUUUUAUCAAGACAAUCUGAAUUUACAAGGUUUGUAUAUAUCAUGUGUCAGUUCAGAUAAAUAGAGAGUGAUGAGGAGUCCUAACAUAAAGUCCUGUCAGCAGAUCAAGCCUUUGGCACAACAUUAAAUGAUGGUUGACACUUAAAAAAAAGGGGGAAUCCUGACUGUGAGAAAAUCCAGUUUGUUUCAAUACAUGGUGUUUAAAUUUAAGUAUUCAUGUACCAGAUUAACUUUGCCCUGUGUUUGUGCUAUAAUCCACAUCACCAUCAUCAUCAUCUUCAUCAGCAUUAUCAUUGUGCAGUCAUCAUCAUUAUUGUUUUUUUGUCAUAUUUCAGUCCAUCUGUCUGCCCACCUGUCCACAUGUUUGUGUCAUCUUGUGUAUCCAUUGGUUGAUUUGUUUGUGUACCACCUUAUACAAAAUUGGUGCAAAAAAACAAGAAAAAGGGAAAAGUCACAAUUCUCUAUUUUAUUUUUCUUCAAGGGAACCAGUGGGCAAGCCCUUCAGAAGAAGAAUCCAUCAUGGACAUGCAACUUCCCCUUUCCAGUAGCACUGCUACCCCCAACAAUCAAUCAAGUGAAGAUGAUCAUAAAGCACCAAAGCUCUAUUUUGAUGUUGAUGAAGCAAAGGAGAAGAAAUAUGCAACUUAUGAAGAUUUGAGAAAGAAACACCGUGAAAGAUGGAAUCCUCCUAGUCUUUCUUCAUCGAGUCAGACCAGGAAGGAGCAGGUGGGAAAAGUUGAUAGCCUUCUCAAAAGGUUCUCGUAGACAUUUUUUUGCAUGCCUAGAGCAAUGGCUAGGGGUACAUAGAAAGUUGAGGGACCAAGUUGAUCGUCUCAAAUAUGAUAUAAAAGGCAUCUUUAAAUUGGGAAACUUAAGUGAUCUAUUUUUGGAUGGAAGACUGAAAGAAACUCUCAACUCGGAGCUCUGCUUCUCCACUUGACGUCUUUGCUGCCACAAAGUGUCACAAAGUACCAACAAAACACCGGCUAUAAAAGCUGUGCUUCGUCGGUAUUUUUCUAAGCGUGUCAGUCUCAACUGCCAAGCACCCCCCCCCUUCAAUUAAUAAAAGGAAAAAGGAAAGGAUAAAAAAAAAAUUGAUGUACCUCUUUUAAAGAAAGAUUUAAACCCAUUGCAAGACCGCAACUUUCUAGCAAAUCGUUAAUUGUAGAGCACAUUUUGAAAGUUCUGAUUAACUCGUUUCACUUCCAUUUACAACGCAGAUCAGGCAGAAACCACGAGAAACUGAGCCAGAUAGCAAGCCAAGUUCAAGUAAUGUCUUCACGCCAUGGUUUGACCAAGAAGGCAGCGACAAUGACCGCAGCAGCCAGGAAGCUGGCCAGAGGACGAGUAAUCAGCGGGAGAGGCCUUCAUUUAGACAAGGUAUAUUGUGUCUUGUACCAGACAUUUUAAAUCCUCCACCUCCAAGAUCUCAUUGGUAAUUCUCCUUACUGUCGAUUUUACAUUUCUUAUGAUGUUAGUUCAGAGAAUUUGGUAUUGAAUUAAAUAAUAAUUCCCUUGUUUAUAUUUUUUCCUUUAUACUCAUGACUUGCCUGUUUGAUAUUGCUUUGAUAUUGUACGGAGAAAUUCGGUCUUGGUCAGUCAUGGGAGUUAAAUAAUAUUAAGUCAAAUAAUACUCUUAAAUAAUCCCAUUGACGGGGCACAUAUAACGGCUUAGUGAGAUUAGUGAGAUUGGAAAAAAAGUUAUUCAAUUCUUACGUUUUCUUGGUGUUCUUUUCUGUUCUACAGGGCCAACACCCAGGAAGAACAAAUAUGGUGAUCUAAUCGAAUGAAUCGCUGGAGGAAAGAAUCCUUUUUCGCGUCACUUUUCCUCCAUUUCCGUUUGUUGAAAUAUUUUAAAGGAGACUUCCUCGUAACUAACAUGUAUGCUAAGUGAUUGUUAAUAAAGAAUAUUGUAUCUUGGUC